Messenger RNA from Diprion similis, 639 nucleotides. RefSeq names its product hemolymph lipopolysaccharide-binding protein-like. Gene Ontology annotation, molecular function: signaling receptor activity. NCBI's taxonomy places the organism in Eukaryota, Metazoa, Arthropoda, Insecta, Hymenoptera, Diprionidae. The coding region runs from base 18 to 602 and encodes 194 amino acids. The transcript is spliced from 3 exons. The record is from RefSeq and is a predicted model, not a curated record.
CCUGCACUUAAUCGAAUAUGGCAAGUAUUGUUGUAAUUGGAGUUAUGUUCCUCACACUGGCUGCAAUGGUGAAAGAAUUACCGGUCGAUGCCACGGCGAACGGUGUCCUAUUGCUUGCCAUACCUUUGCAGACAACAAAUGACGGAGCCCCUUGUCUAGUACGUGGUCAAUCAUUAGUCAAAAAACGGGACGAUUACACGUACGUACACGGUUUGGGUGGCUACAAGCUUCAUACGCGAGCAACAACAUGGGUUGAAGCACGGUUAAUCUGUCAAGAAGAAGGCGGUCACCUGGCCGUCAUUAACAGCAACGCGGAGGCGGAUGCCAUUGCUCGGGUCUUUCAAAAAGGAGGCCCAAUUACUGGCUCAAACUAUCAAGGAGACGCGCUCAUUGGUUUUCACGACCUUUACCGGAAGGGUGAGUACGUCACUAUUCACGGAGAGUCAUUGGAAAAGGCUGGAUACAACCUCUGGCACAGUGGACAACCCAACAAUCUAGGUAACAAUCAAAGAUGUGGAGGGAUAUGCACUGAUGGACGUCUCAAUGAUCUUUGGUGUAACGAUCAACGAUUUGGGUUUAUAUGCGAAGUUCCAGCGGCUUAAGAUACGGUCACAGCGUUGAAAUAUAAUACAGGAUUUA